GGAAUUUUAGUUAUGCACUCCGCUUUUAAUGUCUGCAAUCGCACCAUUUGUGGUUCUGCGUAAUAAAAUUGUCCCUGACGAGCCAAGUGCGUGCAGUUUGCUCUCACCAUCAACACACUGUAGAUCCAGCAUAAGAUGCUACAAGGCUCAAAUAUCUUGGGUCAUGAGAGGCCCAUGGUCAUCAGGUUGUCCUUCAGCACAUGCGUUUUGGCAACUGUGUGUCUGCCGCUGCUUGGACUGAUAACCUGUGUCUUCAUAUCUUCAGUUUUCCACUUUGAGGACUCCACUGGGACACACUGUCAGGUUCCAAAUUACCUCCCUUCCAUUAGUGCUUCAAUAAGUCUGAGUCCUGAGUGUCAUAUAUGGCGGUUUUGUAUCGGCCUUCACUCUGCACCGAGGCUUCUGGUGGCAUUUACCUACUUCAGGUUGUAUAAGACACGAUUUGCCUCAAAGGUUGCGGAGACAACCCUCAGCUGCCUGAGCCUGGUCUUUUCUCUGUCUGAAAACCUUGGUCUUUUGCUCCUCACUUAUGUGUCAUCCAGUGAGACAUACUUUGUGCAUAAGGAAGGUUUUGUCCUGUUCAUCAUCAGCUCACUUAUCUACAUGCUGAUUACAUGUCACUUAUGGAAAUCUAUAAAGAAGUAUUCAUUCAGUCCAGAGGAUGCCAAGUCUCACCACUGGAAAGUACGUUUCUUAGUUCUCAAUGUAUCCUUCUGUGUUUUUGCUGGUUUCUUUUACUGGAAACACAACAUGUAUUGUGAAUCAGGGAGCUACACAUUUUUUGCCCUCUUUGAGUAUCUGGUGGUCUUCUCCAAUAUGUCCUUUCAUCUCACAGCAGUAUGGGAUUUUAAAAGCAGAGAAGUGAUGGUCAUUUCAGCAUCUGAACACAAAGACUUCUGACUAGAAAUUCAUGGAGUAAAUGCAAACUGUACAGAUUGUCCACUUAGUGAUCCCAGUCCUCAGCCUGUUCAAGAGGGAAAAGGAAAUGGAGACUUUUUCCAUAUAUUUCCAUAACCUUCAAAGAGGAUAACAGAGGAAAUAGGAACAACAAUAGACAAAUGAUUUAUUCUGCUUCACUGUAAAUGUCUCAUGCUUAUAUUCUUUAUUGCCUACACCUACUAAUGGACUGCAAUUCUAUUAUAAGUAUGAGCUAAAAAAGGAAACCAUGUCAGUAUUUACUGUAUUCAUCUGAAACUGCUGCUGUGACAAUGUCCACACUGUGGUAGCAGUUCUGACAACAUGCAUGUUGCAGUGUUCAAAUGAGC
Messenger RNA from Thalassophryne amazonica, 1265 nucleotides. RefSeq names its product post-GPI attachment to proteins factor 2-like. Gene Ontology annotation, biological process: GPI anchor biosynthetic process. Gene Ontology annotation, cellular component: Golgi membrane; endoplasmic reticulum membrane. The record is from RefSeq and is a predicted model, not a curated record. The transcript is spliced from 6 exons. Lineage: Eukaryota; Metazoa; Chordata; Actinopteri; Batrachoidiformes; Batrachoididae. The coding region runs from base 136 to 900 and encodes 254 amino acids.